AUUUCUGUAUGUAAUCUUAUUUAGUGUUUAACCCGUGGUGAGCCUCGAUGCAUCAGAGGUUUUCCUGAUUUCUGAUUGGUUAAUUAUAUUCGGCGAUCAUAUUACAAUUUUAGCGUCCCUGAUGUAAAUACUUUGAAAAAGCUCUGCAGAUUUUUUAAUAAUUAUCCAGUUUAUUGACUUUCCAUUCUAUUUUCUUGGAUAUCAAAACUUGGAAAAUGAUAUCGGAUACGGAUUAAUUCAGGAAGGUAAAUGUUUUAGCAUGUGAUGAUUGCAAAUUCGACGGAUAGGAGCUGAACAGUCACCAUUCACAGGGGCGCCGCCAUGAUGAUAGGCUAAUCGAUCUUCUUUGUUUUGUUUGUUCUUAUAAAACGUCUUAUAGAGGAUCCAUGGUUAAGAAAAACCGACCAAUCCUUUGUAAAUACUGAUUACUUUUAUCGAUGUAAGAAGGAAAGGACAUAUUAAAUUAAAAAGUUGGUUUUGAGUGGAGAAAUGUCGCUGGGGUUUCAGACACGGUGUGCUGAUGAGAAAAAAACGCACUAAUGUUUUGGUUAUAGGCCAUAGUUUUGUUACACGACUGGAACAACUUUUAGGACGAAGUGAUGCAUUUCAGGCGGAUUUCAACCUGGCUCAGUGUGAAAUCCGAUGCUUCGGUUUUAGUGGGGGAAGAGUGGAAAAUCUACUUAAAAAUCAAGACUUACAGCACUACAUAACGUCUUUCAAACCAGUGGUGAUCAUAUUACAGAUAGGUGGAAAUGACAUUUGUAGUGUAUCUGCGAGACCAGAAACUGUGGCGUGUAAUAUUUCUGAGCUUAUGGAAACUAUGGGAAAGUUUGACUGCGUACAGGUCGAUGUUGUUUGCGAACUUUUCAUCAGAACUCGACCAAGGAAUAUUUCACCACAAAUGUAUGAGGAAAAGCGAAAUAUUAUAAACAACAUGCUACCUGUGUUACUAGAAGGUAGACACAAUAAGAAGUUCAUGUUUUGGCUGCAUCUUCGCUUAAUGAACAGCCCUCUACACAUUCUUAGUAGUGAUGGGUUACAUAUUGCAGUUUAUGUUGUACAUAUAUGCCAUUGCACAUGCCAUUUAACCAGAGAGAUUGGUGAACAGCAAAGAUGUCCUCUAGGCAGCCGUCCAAACGGCGGAGGAAAUAAGUACCCAAGGAGUCGGGAGCGAUUGAACACUCAGAAAAGAAUGAGACGGUGCAAUCCAUUACUGCAGCAGUAACUGCACAAGUUCUUGAAAAUUUAAAGGCAGCGGGACUUUUUCUAAAACCACCAAAUAACAAUGGUGGGACAAAGGACAAUGGUGGAACAAAUGACAAUGGUGGAACAAGUAUAGACUCUGCAAUAAAAAACAGCAACUGUCUCAAAUGAGGGUAUGCGUAAAGAUAACAAUUCAAACGCUAUACAUAUUCCUGCACAGGAUAUUGUAUCUUCUUUUGACAAUAAGAACAAGUACAACUACAAACCCUUAGGGAGGCCAUUGUAUUCUAAGAUAAACACAAAA
This is a messenger RNA of Saccostrea cuccullata (small rock oyster), 1507 nucleotides long. RefSeq lists its product as uncharacterized. The coding region runs from base 521 to 1225 and encodes 234 amino acids. NCBI's taxonomy places the organism in Eukaryota, Metazoa, Mollusca, Bivalvia, Ostreida, Ostreidae. The transcript is spliced from 3 exons. The record is from RefSeq and is a predicted model, not a curated record.